Ruditapes philippinarum (Manila clam) is the source of this 2300-nucleotide messenger RNA. RefSeq lists its product as uncharacterized. Gene Ontology annotation, biological process: small GTPase-mediated signal transduction. The transcript has 3 exons. Bases 141 to 752 code for a protein of 203 amino acids. The record is from RefSeq and is a predicted model, not a curated record. Gene Ontology annotation, molecular function: GTP binding; GTPase activity. NCBI's taxonomy places the organism in Eukaryota, Metazoa, Mollusca, Bivalvia, Venerida, Veneridae.
CACCGAAUACCAUUCAUAUCUGCGCUCAACUAGUUUACACACAUAACUUUAUCAACUAGUGGGAUAACACUAAUUUUUGUCAUAUUCCUCGGAUUUUUAAAAGUUGUCGAAGAAGUGUACUUUUCGCUUUUUUUAACAAAAUGAGUGGAGAAGACGAUGAAAAUCGUUUUAUAAAAUGUGUUGUGGUAGGUGACGGGGCUGUUGGAAAAACUUGCAUGUUGAUGAGUUAUGCAACUAAUAGAUUUCCGACGGAGUAUGUACCGACAGUAUUUGAUAAUUAUGCAGUAACUGUCACUAUACGGGAAACAUCUUACCAACUGGGGCUAUUUGAUACUGCUGGACAGGAAGAAUACGAGGGUUUACGUCUCCUAUCAUACCCAGGCACACAUGUGUUCCUUUUAUGUUACUCUGUUGUUAUGCCCGACACUAUGAAAAAUUUGGAAAUGAAAUGGCUACCGGAAGUGCGGAAUAAUUCGCCUACUUCCGCUUUUCUCAUAGUGGGAACUCAGACAGAUCUUCGAGAUGAUGAAAAAGUGCGGCAAAAACUUCAAAAACGUAGAUUAAAACCAGUAACUCCCGAGGAAGGUGCUAAAUUAGCUAAGAAAGUUAAUGCAGACUGUUAUGUAGAAUGUAGUUCUUUAACUCAGCAGGGUCUCAAGGACGUUUUUGAUGAGGCAAUGUUGGCCGUUUUGUCGCCAAAAAUUAAGAGACGAGCUCCUAGACGAGGGAGACGAAAAUGUGUAAUUUUAUGAGCGAAAUUCAACUUUGUAUAUUUAUGAUCUCUGCUACAGUGAUAGUUAAAUAAGAAACUAUAUAAUGUUACAAUCAGCGUUACAGAAUCAUAAAGUUGAAGCUUGUAUGUGCAAUUCACAGUGUUCGAAAAGGAAAAACAUAUAAUAGAAUUUUAACAUAUGAUGAUUUGGUUAUAUGUAUAUAUCACGGAAAAUCAGUUUUCAUAUUUAACAUGUGUAUAGCCUUACCAAAAUAUAAUUUAUGUGACUGUAAGUCAAGUAAAUAUCAAGCUAAAAUCAGUUCCGUUUGAAACAAUAGUACACUAAUGUUUAUAUUUUAAUAGAUACAGAAUGAUACUGAACACCCGAUGGAAAACCCAGUCAAUGGUAACUGUCAAACUUCGUUAUGGGUCAUUGGCGAGGUGUUCCAAUGUGACUGACCGCAGACGUGAUAAUUACCACCCGCCGGCCACCAACAACAAUCUUUAAUGGUUUUGUGUUACAUCAUUGUUAACAGUCUAAAGGGAUAUCAUUAGCAACACAGCCUUUUACUUACACAAAAAUAUUGCAUGUUUUUACAGUAAAUCUGAAAUGUCGGACAGCUGUACAAGACCCCUGCAGCGAUUUUUAUUGCUUACAUAUAUGUAUACAUUCCUUUGUUAUAUUUUGCCAAUGUAAACAUUUAUAUAUAUUUUAUAUCAAUUUAGAAAACAGAUAUUUUUCUAAAUUGUUCAAUUGAGGUCAUUAUAAAAGCAUAUUUUGUAAAUACAGAUUUAUAUUAUUUACUGUAUAUAGCAACGACUAUAAGCGAUUUUGUCUAAAAGAGGUGCCUGAUAGUUUAUAACAAAUUAAUCUACAUUUGAAUUAGACACUUGAAAUUACUUCUUUUGAUGGAAAAAUUUAACUUAAAUUCAAUAGUUAUUUAAUGUAUAAUUGAGCUAUAUCUUAAUUUGAUAUGUAAAUAUUUAUAUUGAUUUAUAUAUAUUGAUUCAUUGAAAUGUUUAAAAGUUUAGAUUUAACCAAUUUUACAGAGCAAAACUUGUUAAAAUAGGGAGACAUGUAUAAACAAAACUGGAAUUUAAACGUAGAUACAAUACAUGAUGAAUGAAUUCUUCCCUAAUUCCCCCACUAGACGGCGGAACAUAUGGAUUUACCCUUUAUCCUUCACACUAUCACGCUGUCCGUCGGUAAAUUGACAAAAUAGUAAAAUAUGGGGGCAUCUGUAUCAUAUGGAUAAGUUUUUAGUUAUUAUCCUUUUUUUCGAACGUUCAGUUAACAUCUCUAACAUCUCUAAUUACUUUUAUUCAAUAUAAAUUAUUUUACCAUAAUUAUAUACAUUGUAAAUGAAAUAUAAAAGACGAUUUAGCGAAGUUUACAUGUGUUAACUGUAUACACAUUUUGUCAUAUACAAUUUAAGAGGACAGUUUGGUAGUACAUGUAUGACCUGUUGCUAAAAGCUACAUGUAUAUUAUAACUUGAUGUAUAAAUAAGGGGAACUGUCAUGGUUUCCUGGUAGGCCUACAUUCAGGAAGUUUAUUUCCUAUGAAAAUAAAUGAUAAAAUAAUGAAA